GUGACCCCCCCCCCUCAGUCCUGAGGCUCAAAUCUCCAGCAAGUCCACUUUAACAGGAUUUCUAUAAAAGUGGAGAGUCCAGUGUGGUUGUGGCUUUUAUUCUGGAGUCCGUUUAAUUUUAUCUCCACAGGAAAAGGAAACGCUUCCUGCUCAACAUUAGUGUGAGAGUGUUUCAGGCUGGUCCUCCUCCCUCGGAGGGAUGAGAGGGAUCCCAGUGUGGAGCUGCUCUCUCUCUCUCUCUCUCUCUCUCUCUCUCCCUCCCUCUCUGCUCCAGCAGCAUUAUUCUGUCUCUAACUCUCAGUGACCAACAGCCUCUCACUGCUUCUCUCCUCUGAGACAUGGAAUCUUAUAGAAAGGGCGGCUGACAGACCUGAGGCCAGCUCCAUAAAGUCUUGGUUCUUCACUGGAAACUUUGUGCUGGUCAAGCCGAGCAGCUCCAUCAGCAACGCGGAGGAGCUGCUGCUGCAGGAGUUCAGUGGGAGAAGAGCUGGAGAUGGUGGAGAGCUGAACCCACAGUGACCCGGGAUGGAGCCUGUGCAGAGGGACAUGGAGCUGCUCAGUAACAGCAUGGCCACCUACGCUCACAUCAAAGCCAACCCCGAGAGCUUCGCCCUCUACUUCAUGAUGGGCGUCUGUUUCGGCCUGCUCAUGGCGCUCUGCCUCCUGGUGGCCGGCAUCACCUGCAGGACUCGCCGCAGACGCAAAUCCCCUCCUUCGCCCGAGAGGAGACAGCUGAAGGAGUCCAGCGGGGAGGAGGACGAGGAGGACGAGGAGGACGAGGACGAGAGCAUCGCAGGCGAGGAGGCAGAGAUCCCCAGAGGGACAGUGGGGCCCAUGAGUGACCGCAGCAGCCAGUCCACCGGAACCCUGAGGAGCGUGAACGUGUUCGCCUCGGCCGAGGAGCUGGAGAAGGCCCGGCGCCUGGAGGAGAGGGAGCGGAUCGUCAGGGAGAUCUGGAGGAACGGUCAGCCGGACAUCCUGGUCACCGGGACGGGGACGCUGGGACGAGUCCAUUACCACUAACACACUUUGACUGUGUCGAGAAAAAGACACCUGACAGACUGCGAAGGUCAAAGGUCAGGGGGACUUGUUACCUCAUCUUUUACCAUUCAGAAGGAGGGGUCUUACAAAGGAAUGUGUUGAGUUGCAUUGUGGGAAUUGUAGGGUCAAGUGGUAAUGGGUCAUUCCAUCCAGAGAAAAGGAAGAGUCACAGUAAAAAGCAACAGAUUAUUCACUUCAGAGACGAGCAGUGACCAAAACAAUCAACAGGAAGUCAACAAAAAUAAACAUAUCUCAAAUAUGUGAAAACCAUCAAAAUAAACUCUGACCACACAUCUGUGAAGUUCAGGACUCACAAACAGACAAAGGACCAAUCCACAGUGUCACUGAAAACUUAUAAUAGUUACUUUGUGGGGACGUGGGAAGAAGAGGAGGAGGAGUUUAAAAAGUCUUCUAUCAAUCAGAGUGCGAGGAAACUAAUGUUUUAAGUUCAGGUUCAUUCAAACAUUCAAGAUUAAUAAAUCUUAAGACUGACUCAGUCUUAACCACCAGACUCAGUGUAUUUUCUCCUCUUGUGAUUGUUAUUGUAAAUUUGUUUGUUUUAUAUUUCUUGCGACAUAAAUACAAUUUUUUUAUGUAUUUGUCUUCAUCUGUAUUUUAUCUAUAUAAUGUGAAUAAUAAAAUAAUUUAACCACUUUUUGAACUGAUAACAGGACACAUGUUCAUCACUGUCAUUAUUAAAUUUAGAAAUUUCAUCAACUCUUUUAAGGAUCCUUUAACCUACAAACCAUUUUCAGUAAUGGGCAAUUAUCUGUUUCAAAAAAGGAAAGAUUUGAUUUGCAGCUCUGGAGUCAGAGGCAGUUUCACGGUGGCCUGACAUUCAAGGAUCCUCACAGAAAGCCUUUAGUCUUUUUCCAUCAUCUACAUCAGAGGUCUUCAACAGGGGGUCCGCGACCCCUAGGGAGUCCGUGGAGGUACUGCAGGGGGGUCGUGAAAUGUUUGGUUGAUUAGACAAUUUUUAAUAUUUUUUAUAAUUUUUGAUUUACUUUCUAACCAGCUUUUUCCCACAAAUUUAAAUGUGUUUAAAUACACAUUAACAUGCAUCCGGCAUAUUGAGAGGCUGAUUUGACCCUCUGCCUGACAACCUCCAUCAGUCCAAGGUUAGAUAAGUUGUGUGCUACCCAUCAGGGUCAGACAUCUCACUGAUGUGGGAGUAUGUGUGGCAUCCACAGAUUGCUUGAGGAUUCACUGUCUCUUCUGCAUGUAUGUUUAAAAUAAAAACAUGAAUCUGUGAAUUACUUUAAUAGCUCAGUGUUGUAUGCAAGAUGGAUGUUUAUAAAUGGCAGUGGCAUGGCCACCCUGUAUCGUGCACAUGUUUAAAUUAAAAACAUGAAUAUAU
Molecule: messenger RNA, 2398 nt
Organism: Pleuronectes platessa (European plaice)
Lineage: Eukaryota; Metazoa; Chordata; Actinopteri; Pleuronectiformes; Pleuronectidae
Gene: eva1bb
Product: eva-1 homolog Bb (C. elegans)
Exons: 3
Coding region: 526-1023 (165 amino acids)
Source: RefSeq, a predicted model, not a curated record